UCGCACCGCCUGAGCAUCCGAUGCGCGGCGCACAGAGGAGGCUCUCCUCUGCACCCACUCGCACAGCAGUUGCACUUGAACGCAGCGCGCCUCGGCUCUCAGUCCGGACCGCACGUCUGCUGCAGGGCUAAGACAAGUUGAGCGCCAGUGGCGAGAAGAGCACUUCUCUUCUCUGGAUCCAUGUGGCACAUUCAUGCGCGCCAUCUCUCAAGCGGUGCAUGUAGAGGAUACAGCAGGGAAGCUCCUGGAUCUUUUUAUCCAAGUCCACAAUGCUCAGACUGGAGAUGCUCGUUUACACUUUUUCUGCGCUGUGCAUCGCAGCCAAAGCAGAAUUGAAAGCACGGAAUUGCAGCGAGACGAGGGAGGCUUGUGUAGCCAGGGGCUUCAGCUUCACGCAUGUUCCACUCCAGGAGAUUCCAGGCGAACAUCUGCGAGUGUGUCCACAAGGCAACACAUGCUGUAGCCAAGAAAUGGAGGAUGCCUUCGGUCAGCGGAGCAAACAGGAGUUUGGUGAUCUGGUGGAUGAGAUGAGUCAUACUUUGAGGAGCAUGUUCGUAUCCAGACAUCAGAAGUUUGAUGAAUUCUUCUUGGAGCUUCUGGAGAACACCGAGAGGUCCUUGAACGAGAUGUUCAAGCGGACGUACGGCAAGCCGUAUAUGCAGAACGCCGAGGUUUUCGAGAACCUCUUCGCCGAGCUCAAGCGCUACUACACGGGGGGCAACGUCAACCUGGAGGAAAUGCUCAACGACUUUUGGUCGCGGCUGCUGGAGCGCAUGUUCACGCUGCUCAACUCCCAGUACGUCAUCACCGAAGACUACCUGGAGUGCGUCAGCAAGUACACGGAUCAGCUCAAGCCCUUCGGAGACGUGCCCAGAAAGCUGAAAGCUCAGGUCACCCGGGCGUUCAUCGCUGCUCGCACUUUCGUCCAAGGACUCUCCGUCGGCCGCGAGGUGGCUCAGAGAGUCUCUAAGGUAAGCAGCACUCCGGCAUGCAUGCGAGCGCUGACCAAGAUGUCGUACUGCCCCUUUUGUCAAGGCAUGCCGGCCGUUAAGCCCUGCAAGAACUACUGCCUCAAUGUCAUUAAAGGCUGUCUGGCCAAUCAAGCCGACCUGGACCCCGAGUGGAACCAUUACAUCGACGCCAUGCUGCUCGUGGCUCUGCGACUGGAGGGACCUUUCAACAUCGAAUCCGUCAUGGACCCCAUUGACGUCAAGAUCUCGGAUGCCAUCAUGAAUAUGCAAGACAACAGCGCCCAGGUCUCCUAUAAGGCUUUUCAAGGUUGCGGUCAGCCAAAACCCGCAGGAAUGACUAGGUCUGCCCGUGGCGUUCCGGAUGUGUUCAACGCCCGCUUCAGGCCAUACAACCCAGACGAGCGUCCCACCACGGCAGCUGGCACCAGCCUAGACAGACUGAGGAUUAUUUGGAAAACCAUGCAACACAGCGUUGUUGACAUAAAAGAGAAACUCAAGCAGUCCAAGAGAUUUUGGUCCAGUCUGCCUGAGGAGAUGUGUGUGGACACCAGACUGGCUGCUGGGAAUGCAACUGAUGACCAGUGCUGGAAUGGACACACCAAGGGGAGGUAUUUCCCAGAAGUGGUAUUGGAUGGACUGACUAACCAGUUGAACAACCCUGAGGUCAAUGUGGACAUCACCCGUCCAGACACGUUGAUUCGUCAGCAGAUCAUGGCUCUCCGGGUGAUGACCAACAAGCUGAAAAAUGCCUAUAAUGGCAACGAUAUCUACUUUCAGGACUCAAGUGAUGAGGGCAGCGGCUCAGGCAGUGGAAGCGGCUGCACAGAGGCCUGCCCCACAGAGGCGGAUGUGGCGCCUCCCGAAGCCCCGGCCGUGGAAGCCGACCGGAGAGGUCCAGUGGAAAGCUCUUCUUCAUCCCUUCUGCCCCCCAUGGGCCUCUUAACCACACUGGCCCUCUCGGCUUUGGUACUCCAAAUACAUUGGAGAUAAUGCAGGAGAAAACAGGCGGGGACCAUCUUUGCCAGACAGUAUUCAGGCUGAAGAAAUCAAGUGAGUCAUGCAUCAAUAUUGCCACUUUCCCAAAGAAUGCACAUCCAUUGACUUGAUAGGUCACAACAUCGUUCCUCUUUCCAGUGCUGAAGCCGACCCCCACAAACUCUGCUUGAGAGAUUAAAACUAUUUUUAUUAAAGGAAAAGAAAAAAAAACACUCUUUGCACACAUACCUGUAAAACAGGCAGUAAUGUCUGCCCUCAUGUGGAUGAAUAUAGCACGCACUUUGAUUGUUUGGACUUUUUGUGUUAAGGA
This is a messenger RNA of Hippocampus comes (tiger tail seahorse), 2277 nucleotides long. RefSeq names its product glypican-6. The coding region runs from base 270 to 1961 and encodes 563 amino acids. Gene Ontology annotation, biological process: cell migration; regulation of protein localization to membrane; regulation of signal transduction. The record is from RefSeq and is a predicted model, not a curated record. NCBI's taxonomy places the organism in Eukaryota, Metazoa, Chordata, Actinopteri, Syngnathiformes, Syngnathidae. Gene Ontology annotation, cellular component: plasma membrane; cell surface; synapse. The transcript has 11 exons.